AUGCAAAAAGAUCAAAAAGUGAAGCAUGACAUCAUCCCCUACAGUGCAUCUAUUAGCUUCCUGAACAAGAUUGCACAGUGGCAGGCUUCGCUGCAAGUCUUACAGGUCCCUUUCCAGCAGCUCCGCAUCUUUGUUGACACGGGCAUGUUUGCGGCCGCCUUCACGGCGUGCCGCCUUGGUACAUCUUGGGAAUUAUCCAUCAGCUUCUUGCAGAAAGCCCAUUCUGCCAGUGUUCCUUUGGAUGACGUCUGUCGAAACGGCCUGGUCUCAGCUUUGGUGCGUGGAAACAAGAUCUCAACAGCAAUGGAUCUGGCAGAAAGUGUGGCCAACUUCAACUCCAUCCUGAUGGCCCUGUCCCACCUGUCCCAAAGAAGGGAAGGAACCGGAAAGGUGGCCCUAAAAACAGCAGCUCCUUGGGCCUACGCCUUGCAGGUGCUGGAGAGGAUGGGAAACCUCGGCAUUUUUCCGACACUCGGCACCUUCAAAGCAGCUGCAAGUGCUUCCAAAGAUCGGCCUGACAUGGUGCUUCCAAUCCUGGAGACUUUGAAGAAUUUGAAGACGACGGCAAUGCUGAGUGAGCUGACUGAGCUGACUGAGCUGACUCAUUUUGCUUUAGAAACUUUAGAUGAAACGUCUCUAAAUAUGCUGCUGAGCUCCCUGGAACGAUGUCACCGUUGGCAAGAUGCUCUGUUCCACCUGAGUGUCGCCAGAGAGGGCGGACUGGUACCGGAUUUGGCAAGCUACAACAGCGUGAUCUCAGCUUGUGCCAAAGUGGCACGUUGGAAAGCUGCAUUGGGACUGUCAGCUCAGAUCCCCAUGACAUUAAAGGCAGAUGAAAUCACUUUGGGUAGCCUUGUCUCGGCCUGUCACAGAGGACACUGGAGCUUGGCAAUUCAGCUUCUAUAUGAGGGCCGUAUGCAGAACAUUCAGCCCAAUCGGAUCAUGGUUCAUUCAGCGAUUGUCGCUUGUGAAGGGCAGCAUUGGCCGUGGUCACUCUACUUGUUGGAGGAAUCCAUCUCUUGGCGGGUGGCUCCAGAUUCCAUGUUGAUUGGUGCAGUGAUGUCCAGCUGCGAGAGGGGUCAUCAGUGGGUUCGCUGUUUGCAGCUGCUUAGCAGGUGCUUUGCCAUGCACUGCCCUCCGGACCUGCCGAUGCUCACCAGUUGCAUCAGCGCCUGCGGUAAAUCUCAUCGUUGGGAAGCGAUGGUGGAACUCUUACGGGAGGAUGGUCAUGUUCAUGAAGAGUGCGAUUCUGCCAGCGAUGACCCAAAGGAUGGCCAACUCGUUGGCGGCCUGAUUUUGCGCGGAAAUCACUGCGUGCUGAUUCGGUCCUUGACCGGGGAAUGGGAAGGCAUGCGCCUGCCAUGGGGAGCAGCAGAUAAAGAUGAAAGAGGGGCAGAGGCAGCCGUUCGCAUCGUGUCAGAGCUGUGUGAGAUCGAACACACUCAAGUUCGAGUCUUGGACUUGGCUCCGGCAACUGUGGCAGUUCCAGGGAUGCCCAUUUUUUUACAUGCCCUAUAUGCUGUCGACCCACCACCAGCUGGUUUUGUGGGUGAUGUGGAGGAUCCUGAGGAUUUGUAUGAUUGGUACACUUUCCCUCGAGCCAUGGCAGCCUUGGCCAAAGAUGCCUAUGCGCGCGCAGCCUUGGUGACCAUGGCCUGUGCGUUGGCGGCUGCUGUAGGUAUUGUGCCGAAGCGUUGGGGAGGCGUUUUCGGACAGGAAUGGACCACCCCUGCUUUUCAGAUGCUGCCAGAUCCAGGUCUCAACCUGGAAUCAACGGAGGAUGAGAACGAUGAGGCCAUGGGUUCCCUUGCUUUGGCCACUGAAUGCACGACAUUGCACGAAGAAUGUCCGAUGCAGCUGGAUGCCAGGGAGCUGAUAAACCUGAUGCAAGUGCUGACUUUCCAAGUGCUUCCCGACCCAGUCAUGACGCAUGCUGCCUUGACGGCAUUCGCCAGUCGACCAAGUCGUCGAUAUGAACAAUUCGCCGCGUCUUUGUCGGCAACUAAGGGCUAUAUUGACAAUUCGGAUGCGGCUGGUCGAUGGGCGUGGUCUUCUGGACAGUUGCCAGCCAAAGAAGUCAUGGGAGGCUUCACCCAGCAAUAUCUGGCGGAGGAUUUAGUGGACCUCCGUGACCUACCAUCUCCUCUGGCGAACGCGGCCAUGAGUGACUUCUCCAACAAUGCCUUUCUCCGCAGUGCAGAUCUAGUCAAGAAGAUUUGUGACAACCUGGCCUACAAGCCACUUGAGGUCAACAACUUGUCCUCCAAGUUUGCAAGUGUUUUCAAUGAGGUAGUGAGGAGUCACUCUGAGACUCCAUUUUUGGCCGACAAAAAGAACGAUGGCAGCUUCAAGAAGUGGCUGCUGGCAUGUGGUUUCGAGGUUGGUCCUCUUUUUGAGCGAAAUCGAUCCCUGGUGUACUUGCCAGUGCCAGCCAAGAAAGUAGCAGUACGUCCAAGAUUCAUCCAGGAGCGCCGCUAUGUCUAUCGAGGAAAGCACAGAUGCCAAGGUGCGGAACUAGCGAAAACGUUGGCAGAAACUGCACUGGAGGAUUGCAAGAAUCCACUCCAAAGGUGGGAAGUGAAACGGAAGGAAGGCUGCUGCGAGUCUGCGGACAAGGUGUGUCAGUCAAGCUUGGCAGGGCCAAUGCCUGUGAAGCCAGAGACGGAGAAUUCUGUGAAUUCCGAGAACAACGAUGCCAGCAUCAAAAGCAUCCAGUGCAUCCAGGCUGCGAAUGCGGAGGACCAGUCCGACCAGUCCGAGCAGGACAGGAUGGACAGGAUGGACAGGAACAGGAAUGAGAUCGACGGCAACGAAAAGGAACUGGAUGAGACACGCGACGUGGACAGCGAUUCAACCGCUGAAUGGCUUGAGGUGCUUGGAGGGUUUCCGGUGGAGGAGGAGGAGGAUGAUUACAUCGUUGUCAGAGAAGGCGACGCCGGAGAAGAGGUCGCCAAGAUGGAGACCAAGGUGCUCUCUACAGGAGAUGCGGUCAAGAGGUGA
Molecule: messenger RNA, 3000 nt
Organism: Cladocopium goreaui
Lineage: Eukaryota; Dinophyceae; Suessiales; Symbiodiniaceae
Source: the annotation of a GenBank genome assembly